Messenger RNA from Notolabrus celidotus (New Zealand spotty), 1674 nucleotides. RefSeq names its product intracellular protein transport protein USO1-like. The record is from RefSeq and is a predicted model, not a curated record. Lineage: Eukaryota; Metazoa; Chordata; Actinopteri; Labriformes; Labridae. The transcript has a single exon. The coding region runs from base 227 to 1528 and encodes 433 amino acids.
GGAACAUAUAAUUGAACUCAUACGCAUCAUAAUGCCUAUGACGAUUAUUACAUCAUAAAGUGAUCAUACUCUGCAGUAUAUAAACGGGAGCAGAUGUUCACAGUGUUGCCAACUUAGAGACUUUUCAGACUCCUCUAGCAACUCUUUCUCAAAAAAGCCACUUGCGACAAAUCUAUCAACUUUUUCUGCUGUCAAUUGAGAAUUUUGGAGACUGACUUUUACAAGCAUGUCUCAUUUUAACGACUACGAUCUAACCUCUGAACAGCAGGUUGAUAGCAAUAACAUGCAUAUGGGAGAAAUGGAUUCACUCCGUCGAGAGAAUCGGAGGCUGGAGCGCAGCAAUGAGGAGUUAGAGAAGAAGCUGCUGAAGACAAAGAAGCUGAAAGAUGUUUACAUCGAGAGGAGCAAAGUGCAGAGGAGAGAGCUGGAUAAACUCAAUUUCUACGAUGGAGCAGGAAACCUCAACAAAGAAGAGAUGUCCACCCUGAUAAACAGCAAAUUCAAACAUUCACACUUUAGAAAUCUUGAAGAAGACUAUGAGGAGCUGCAGGUGGGUCACAUGCUCAGCCAGCAGGCCUUAAAGGAAGAGCUGCAGCUGGAAAAGGACAAAUGCAGAAUUCUCCAAGAGGAGCUGAAUGAGACCAAACUAUCAUACCUAAACAUCAGCUCAAGGUAUGAUACUGAGGUCCCUGCCCUCAGACAGCAAGCUGGUUUCUUUCUCCAUGAGCUAGAGAAUGAGAAACAGUCUCAUGCAGACAGGGUGCUGGAGGACCAGAGGCACAUGGAUGACAUGAGGGCUGAAAAUGACGCUCUCCAUCAGAAGAUGGCGCAGGAUUUUAACGACCUCCAGCAAAGUGCCUUUGAAAGGGAGAGGGAUCUGUUGAAUGAGCUGGAGGAGCUGAAAAUUCAACUUAGCCUCCAGAAACUAUGUCAACAAGAGAACCAAGACAUGAAGAAGACAUACACCAUCAGCCAGGAGAGGUUUGCUGCCGAGCUUCAGCUCCAAAACCAAAAGAACAAGGUUCUCCAAGAGGAACGGGAAAGCCUCACAGUUUCAUACAAUGACCUUAAUCAAAGGUAUGAAACUGUGAUUUCAACUGUCCAACAGCAGGCUGACGUCAUCCAGUCUAAUGAAGACAGAAUGAGGGAGUACCUGCGGGUCAUCUCUGAACAGAAGGCUGAACAGGAUGCCCUCCAAAAGGAGAUAGCAGAGGAGGUCAGCAAGACUGAGAAAGAGGAAGAAGUGCCUUCCCAAAUGGAGACCACCAGCUGCCAGGAGGAGCCCCUACCUGAGGCAUUGACCGCCAAAGUCCAGGAGGAGGCUGAGGAGUCCAAAGAGCAGACAUCUGAGGAGGAGACGUCUGACAGACCUGCCAUGGUAGGACUUCAACAAGAAGAGGCUGAAGCAGUGAACACCACACAGCAUUCAUUCUGGAAAAGAUUCAGACACGCUCUGGGGUUGAGGAAACCAAAGAGGUGGAAGAAGAAGAAUGUCGGUGUCCACAACUCCCCAGCCCCAUCCCUCUAACACUUCCUAACCUUCUGACUCCAACUAGCCCUCUUACCAACUGUGGGUUUCCUCCAGGUGUCUCUGGUUUCCCCCACAAAAACUAUAACAAUUAGCUUUAGUUCAUUUGUUCAUGAAUAAAAACAAUAAAAAAAGAAUACAAUGAA